AUGUCAAGACUUAUUGUUAUUCUCGGUAUUACCGGCGUGCAAGGAAGCUCCGUCGCCGACGCUUACCUUUCGAGUCCGGGAUGGAAGAUUCGCGGUGUGACACGUAAUCCUGCAUCUGAGAGCGCAAAGAAAUGGGAGAUGAAAGGUGUUGAAAUUGUCAAAGGCGACCUUGAUAAUGUGGCGUCCUUGAAGCAAGCCUUUAUGGGAGCCGACCUUAUUUUCGGUGUCACCGACUUCUGGACCAUCUUCAAAGAUCCAGAAAGCCACAAGAAAAAAAGACCCAGCCAAUCACUCGUGGAAUAUUGCCACGAUGUCGAGCUCCAGCAGGGCAAGAAUAUUGCUGAUGCUGCAGCCGCGGUUCCUAGCCUGUUCCGAUACAUCUUCAGUUCAAUGGCCCACGCGAAGAACUCCAGUGGCGACAAGUUCGCCGAACUUUACCACAUGGACUCUAAAGCAGAUGCUGCUAUCUAUGCACAGAGCCUUCCAGCUCUGACCGGAAAAUUUUCGCAGGUUCAGGCGCCUAUCUAUUUUCAGCUCCCUUGGGAGUGGGGACUUCCUACAACCCCAAAGAAGGUAGCUGAUGGCACCUGGCGAAUGGCAGGAAUUGGCCCUGGCAACAAGGGCAUUUCGUUCGGACACGUCCGCAAGGAUUUCGGUCCCUGCGUCAAGGCAGUUGCUGAGUCUGAGCCUAAUGUCAACUUGUUUGCUGUUGGAGAAUACGUGUCAUGGUCAGAUUAUCUCCGAAUCUUUUGCGAAACCCAAGGUUUGAAGUAUGGUGGCUAUGACGAGCUUUCCUACGAUAAGUUUUGCGAGUUACUUCCUGGGGGUCUUGGUCACGAAUUUGCUCACAAUGUACUAUUUGCGCAUGAGUUUGGGUACGAGGGUAAAGAUCCUGCAGUUGUGAGACCAGAGAAGGUGAAUCAUGUCCUGUUCGAUCUUGUUGCCACUUUGGGACACAAUUGA
This is a messenger RNA of Penicillium atrosanguineum, 963 nucleotides long. RefSeq lists its product as uncharacterized. The transcript is spliced from 3 exons. Lineage: Eukaryota; Fungi; Ascomycota; Eurotiomycetes; Eurotiales; Aspergillaceae. Bases 1 to 963 code for a protein of 320 amino acids. The record is from RefSeq and is a predicted model, not a curated record.